UCAGUUGGUGGGGAAGAAUAAAUGAUGAUGAUAAUGGCGGUGCAGAGAGAGAGAAACUCAGACUCAGGCACAGUCUGGGUUUCCAUUGUUAAAAGCGUAUCAUUGCAUUGCUAGAGAGUGAGAAAGAGGGACGGCACUGGAGUGCACGUGGUUCAGCUUCAGUUGCUGGCGACCUCUUAAAAUUUAUUGCAUUUUACAAAAACCAUUAAAAAGGAAGUUUAUUAAAUUGCCUCUCGCUGUCUCAUCUGUUUUCCUUCUAGCAAAGCUUCAGCAUCCGUCUCCACUAUUCUCAUUUCAUUUACUCCUACUCCCAUUCCUACCUGCCUUCCAUUUCUUCUCUCUCUUCAUCUCUCAGCUCAACCUCAUACUUUGUCACUCUCAUUGCCCCCCCUCAACUAUAAGAUAAUCACAGAUCUUUGUUCUUUCAGUGACUGUAAUUUCUGUUAAUCCCAUUUGAAAAAGGAAGGAGCUUGAGCAAGAAUGAUCCCUAUUGGUCGUGAUCGUGUCGCCGUGUUUCUCAUUGAAAUGGCAUUUGCGAAACCUCGUUUACCGCAGCUGAGGAAACACAAGUUGUCGCACAUUUGGUUCCAACUAAGAUAAUGCCUAACGGGUAAAGACGUCCCCCGACGGCCCCUUGUUUCGAGCAUGAGAAGGCAUCGUCAAUUUCAUCUUCCGCGUGCUCUCUUGUGCUCUGUUCUUUGUCUUCUUUCGUCUAUCGCGGUCUCGCCCGUGACAGAGAAGGAGAUUUUGCUUCAAUUUAAGGGCAACAUUACGGACGAUCCUCAAAACAGUUUGAGCUCGUGGAUUUCAAGUGGAAACCCUUGUGAAGAUUAUAGAGGAGUUUUCUGUAACCAGGAAGGUUUUGUGGAAAGAAUCGUACUGUGGAACACUAGUUUGGCUGGAGUCUUGGCGCCGGCUCUGUCGGGGUUGAAAUUUUUGAGGAUUUUGGCACUGUUCGGGAAUCGUUUUUCAGGGAAGAUUCCGGAAGAAUACGGUGACAUUCACUCAUUGUGGAAGAUCAAUCUGAGCUCCAAUGCAUUAUCUGGCUCAAUCCCGGAGUUCAUUGGUGACUUAGAAAACAUUCGCUUUCUGGAUUUAUCCAAGAAUGGCUUCACUGGGGAGAUCCCUUCGGCUCUGUUUAGGCACUGUUACAAAACCAGGUUCAUUUCUCUUUCUCACAACAGUCUUUCAGGUAUAAUUCCGGCAUCAUUGGCGAAUUGCUCGAACAUGGAGGGAUUUGAUUUUUCUUUCAACAAUCUAAGAGGGGGUAUUCCUUCUGGGCUUUGUGAUAUUCCAAGUUUAUCCUAUAUGUCCUUGAGAAGCAAUGCCUUAUCAGGAACAGUAAAAGAGAAGAUUGUGGGAUGCCAAAGUUUGACACUUCUGGAUCUCGGAGAUAAUACAUUCACUGGUUCAGCCCCUUUUAGCAUCGUUGAGACGAAGAAUCUUACUUAUUUCAACGUAUCAUAUAACGGUUUUAGUGGACAAAUUCCUGAGAUCCCUGCCUGUAGCGAGAGAUUACAAAUUUUUGAUGCUUCAGGGAAUGAUUUGGAUGGGGAGAUUCCCUCUAGCAUUACAGGAUGCAAGAGCCUCAAGCUAUUUGCCUUGGAGUCUAAUAGGUUGAAAGGAACUAUCCCGUUUGGGAUAAAAGAUAUGGGAAGGCUGCUAGUUAUUAAAUUAGGUAAUAAUUCAAUAAGUGGAUCGAUUCCCAUAGGUUUUGGCGAUAUUCAGCUGCUUGAAAUCCUUGAUUUGCACAAUCUAAACCUUGUCGGUGAAAUUCCCAAAGAUAUAAGCAAUUGUAGAUUCCUUCUAGAGCUGGAUGUUUCGGGUAAUAACUUAGAAGGAGAGAUUCCUCAGAACCUUAACAACUUGACAAACCUGGAAGUCCUUGACCUACAUCAAAAUCACCUCAAUGGCAGCAUCCCCACAAGCCUGGGAAACUUGUCAAAGAUCCAAUACUUAAAUUUGUCACAUAAUUCACUUUCUGGUUCUAUCCCUUCUUCCCUCGGGAAUUUCAUCAACCUGACACAUUUUAAUCUCUCAUCUAACAAUCUCUCUGGUGUCAUCCCACCUAUUCCAAUCCUACUGAGUUUUGGUUCUUCGGCAUUUUCCAACAACACUUUUCUUUGCGGUGCUCCUUUGGAUACCCCUUGCUCUGUAAGCGGCACUAUACCACAACCUACUUCUUCUGGGAAGCCUAAACUAAGUGUCUCUGCAAUUAUCGCAAUCGUUGCUGCAGCAGUGAUUCUUGCCGGCGUUUGUUUGGUGAGCAUCAUGAAUAUCAAGGCUCGUAGUAGGAAAAAAGAUGAGCAGAUGGUGAUUGUUGAGAGUACACCCCUUGGAUCUACAGAAUCAAAUGUUAUAAUAGGAAAGCUAGUUCUCUUCAGCAAAAGUUUACCAUCCAAGUAUGAAGACUGGGAAGCAGGUACCAAAGCAUUGCUUGAUAAAGAGUCUUUGAUCGGCCGUGGAUCAAUCGGGACAGUCUACAGAACUGAUUUUGAAGGCGGGAUCUCAAUUGCAGUGAAAAAGCUGGAGACAUUGGGAAGAAUCAGAAACCAGGAUGAAUUUGAGCAAGAAAUUGGGCGAAUAAGUAACCUUCAACACCCAAAUUUAGUUGCCUUACAAGGUUACUAUUGGUCCUCGACAAUGCAGUUGAUUCUAUCAGAGUUUGUCCCAAAUGGGAAUCUCUACGAUAAUCUACAUGGCUUCGGUUAUCCUGGAACCAGCACUAGCAGCGGCAACAGGGAACUGAAUUGGUCUAGAAGGUACCAGAUUGCAGUUGGAACUGCCAGAGCCCUUGUCUACCUUCACCAUGACUGUCGACCUCCAAUUCUUCAUCUCAACUUGAAGUCCUCUAACAUACUCUUAGAUGACAAGUACGAGGCAAAGUUGUCUGAUUAUGGGUUGGGAAAGUUACUUCCCAUUUUGGACAACUACGGCUUGACCAAAUUCCACAAUUCUGUCGGGUAUGUUGCACCAGAGUUGGCUCAGAGUAUGAGACAGAGUGAGAAAUGUGACGUGUACAGUUUUGGGGUCAUUCUUCUGGAGCUGGUCACAGGGAGGAAGCCUGUAGAAAGUCCUACAGCAAACGAGGUUGUGGUUUUGUGUGACUAUGUGAGAGGGUUAUUGGAGACUGGCUCAGCUUCACUGUGCUUUGAUGCGAGGUUGCUGGGUUUUGCGGAGAACGAGUUAAUUCAGGUGAUGAGAUUGGGGCUUAUAUGUACGUCGGAGGAUCCUUCAAGGAGACCAAGUAUGGCUGAGGUUGUGCAGGUUCUUGAAUCUAUCAGAAAUGGAUUGGAAUCAAAUUAACCAGGCAGACCAAUAGGAUUUCCUUGCAGCAGAAAUGGAAGGUAAUUUGUGCAUACAAGGUUCGGGGGAUGAGGGCGUUUCCCCAGAAAAAGUGAAAAGACAAAUAAUUCUUUUGCAUUCAUUUUUAAAUUACCAUUUUUAAUUUAAAAAUUGUAAUAUUCGCAAUAAUAGGCAUUUCUUUAUUACAUU
Prosopis cineraria is the source of this 3495-nucleotide messenger RNA. RefSeq names its product probable LRR receptor-like serine/threonine-protein kinase At1g12460. The record is from RefSeq and is a predicted model, not a curated record. Bases 646 to 3306 code for a protein of 886 amino acids. The transcript has 2 exons. Lineage: Eukaryota; Viridiplantae; Streptophyta; Magnoliopsida; Fabales; Fabaceae. Gene Ontology annotation, molecular function: ATP binding; protein kinase activity; protein binding. Gene Ontology annotation, biological process: protein phosphorylation.